CGGCAUCGGUCGAUGUAGGCAGCAGAACUGCUGCCUCAGCAGUCAAUGCCAUCUUCCUGGUUGCAAUCCAUGACAUUUCCACUGUGUAAUUGUCACUCGGAAAGAAAAUUAAUGUUCUUAUUCAUUUUCUUUUCGACUGAUAAUUCCCUGAUGAAUCGUUUGAGGGCGCCAGCUUACGGACCAGGUUGCCAAGAGUUUUCCACAACCUGUGGAAAAUUUCGGUGAGCUCUUGGUCAGUCAGUGGGCAGCUCUCGAGAUUGAAGGACGGGUUCCUUAGUGGAGAUGGAGGUCGUGAUUGUGUUGGUGUGGGAAGCUUCCUCUUUCUUGAAAUUGAUGACUAGUCUCAUAUCAUUGACGAUACACAAUGCAUUGUUGGCUUUAAGUUUACGCUAUGCUACAACACGUUCUCGCAGCAUAUUUCAUGCUACAACAGCCGUACUCAUGACUGAAAUUGCGAAGUUUUUCAUCUGCCUGCUAUUAGUGUACUUUGAUGAAGGAAGUUUUAGCAAAUGGAGAAAUUCACUGUACCGCACAGUGAUUCAGAAACCUUUCGACACACUCAGAGUAGCAGUUGUGGCUAUCUUUUAUGUGAUCAAAGAUAAUUUACUAUAUUUGUCUGCUGCCAAUCUAGAUGCUACCACCAAUCAGGUCACUUAUCAACUAAGGAUCUUGACAACAGCUGUGUUUGCAGUAGUUUUGAUGAAACGAAGACUCGGCGCACAACAAUGGAUGGCGCUGUUGGUUCUUUUGAUAGGAAUUGUUCUUGUACAAAUCACAAAAUCCACAGAUAAGAUUGGGAAAGACAAUCCUGACCAGAACAGGCUAAUAGGAAUCGCAGCUGUUCUGGGGGCAUGUUGCCUCUCAGGAUUUGCAGGAAUUCAUUUCGAAAUUAUAUUGAAAAGUUCAGAUAAUAUAUCGGUGUGGAUUCGUUAUGUUCAAUUGAGCUGCCUAUCCAUGCCAGUCGCGCUAGUCACGUGUUUCUUGACGGACUAUGACAAAAUCAUAGACAACGGAUUCUUUUUCGGGUAUGACAUUUUUGUGAUUUAUUUGGUUUUUCUUCAAGCAGGUGGGGGUCUGAUUGUGGCCGUAGUUGUGAAAUACGGUGACAAUAUUUUGAAAGGAUUUGCAACGUCUGCGGCGAUUGUGAUUUCAGCUGUGUUUUCCGUUUAUCUAUUCGGCUUUGAGAUUUCAUCUGAGUUUGUAUUAGGCGCCAUACUAGUUGUUUUAUCUAUUAUCAUGUACAAUGUCAACACUGUGCAAAAAGAUUCAGUCGUUCAGCAAGAUACGAUUGCUAACGAUAUAGUCUAGUCUUAGCCGAAAACAAUCAACUAUUUAAUAUUAAAUCGAAUAUGCGGUUAUCAAUUAAAGUAAUUCCUCUAAAAGGCCUUACCUUGUUUCUUAAAACAUAGACUGAUGAUGUGAAUCAUCUAUUCCUUGUGCAGCUUGUACUUUUUGAAGGCUUGUAUGUAUUGGUUGUAAAAUUCUUUAGAAUUCAGUUAAUACGUAGGUAUCAAUAUCCAAUUUAAAAGACAAUAAUCAUUGUUAAUAUAACAAUGAUUAUAUUGUUAUAUUAAAAUGAUUAUAUUGUUAUAUUAAAAUGAUUAUAUUGUUAUAGAUGAAACUCAUGUUUCAUCUAAACAUUAGUAAUCUCGUGUAUUAUAAUAAGGCCUAUUUAGGGAAACCAUUAUUCGAAUUCAUUUUUGGAAAAACAAAAUGUAACAUUUGAGUGAAACUAAAAUCUCAGUCGAGCCCUAUCUUGGCCGAUAAAUAAUCAAAUUGAAUAAUUGGUUCCUCUUUCCUGGCUCCAAAUUCAUAUUUAUGCUUUAAUAGAAAAAAAUGUCUUGACUCCGGCGCUGUAAAAAAUACAAAAUGACGUCAAGUGUUGAAUAACUUGGUAUGCUGUGAAAAUGAAAAUAAUGAACCUCAUAAUGAUUAAUAUUACAGAGAAAACCCUCUACAUUCUGUAAAAUAAGAAUUUGGUCUAAAUAUAUUCUUUGUGCACAUGUGCAGCAUCUCCUUUUUGAAGGCUCUAUUAUGUAGUUACACAUUACUUAUUUAUUAUGUAGUUAUAAAUUACUUUUUAAAGUGAUGCUAAAAUAUUGUGUAGGCUUUUUGUGUUUAAAUUUAAUCACAGUAAAAAAUUACAAAACUG
Molecule: messenger RNA, 2152 nt
Organism: Nilaparvata lugens (brown planthopper)
Lineage: Eukaryota; Metazoa; Arthropoda; Insecta; Hemiptera; Delphacidae
Product: UDP-galactose/UDP-N-acetylglucosamine transporter srf-3-like
Exons: 4
Coding region: 283-1308 (341 amino acids)
Biological process (GO): pyrimidine nucleotide-sugar transmembrane transport
Cellular component (GO): Golgi membrane
Molecular function (GO): UDP-galactose transmembrane transporter activity
Source: RefSeq, a predicted model, not a curated record